This is a messenger RNA of Musa acuminata AAA Group (dessert banana), 2350 nucleotides long. RefSeq names its product sugar transport protein 8-like. Gene Ontology annotation, biological process: monosaccharide transmembrane transport. The transcript has 7 exons. Gene Ontology annotation, molecular function: monosaccharide transmembrane transporter activity. Bases 1 to 2166 code for a protein of 721 amino acids. Gene Ontology annotation, cellular component: membrane. The record is from RefSeq and is a predicted model, not a curated record. Lineage: Eukaryota; Viridiplantae; Streptophyta; Magnoliopsida; Zingiberales; Musaceae.
AUGGGCGUGGAAGAAACCGGAGGACCGGCGGCGCCGCUUCUCCCCCAGCCGACUCCUCCGCAGUCAGCGCCGCCAUGCUACGGCGUACCGGUCGCCGCCGCGGCCUUCCAAGAUCCCUACUUCCCUGAUCCUCCAGCGUACGUCCUCCUCCCCGUUUACCCCCGCCGCCGGCGCCAGCGCUGCGGAUGCUUCUCCUGCUGCGGUUCCCUCAUCUCUUCUUCCUCCACCCUCCUCUCGGCUGCCUUCUUCCUCGUCCUCCUCUCCUCGGCCUUCUUCCUCUGGCCCUCCGACCCCGUGGUCACCGUCACCCGCUUCCACCUCGAAGACAUCCGCGUCACCCCGCCGCCUCUCGCAGCCAUCGGCAUCUCCCUGAGGGUCGAUCUCAGGGUCCGCAACCCGGACUUCUUCUCCCUCGACCACCGCUCCAUCGUGGUCUCGAUCGGGUACCGCGGGAGGCCACUUGGCUCCGUCACGGCCAACGGAGAUCGUUGCCUUUGGACACGGUCACUGAGGUCGACGGCAGGAUGCGUCUCUUCUUCGUGGACGUCCCCGUUCAGGGAAAAAUUUCUUGUUUGGUGUCUGUUAAUCCAGAAACCCGGGAAGUCAUUAAUCAAGACUGCUACCCUGAGUAGAGUAAUGCCGGCUGUAGUUUUGGCGAGUUCGGAUGGCGGCCCGAAGCAGUUCGAGGGGAAGAUCACGUCCUACGUUGUCAUCUGUGGGAUUAUUGCUGCCACCGGAGGAUUGAUGUUUGGAUACGACAUCGGCAUCUCCGGAGGAGUUACAGCAAUGGAUGACUUCCUGGAGAAGUUCUUCCCUGAUGUGUACGUGAAGAAACACCGGGCCAAGGAGAACAACUACUGCAAGUACGACAACCAAGGCCUGCAGCUCUUCACCUCGUCGCUCUACCUCGCAGCGCUGGUGUCGAGCUUCUUCGCCUCCAAGUCGUGCACCAAGUUCGGCCGGAGGCUCACGAUGCAGGCGGCGUCCGUCUUCUUCUUGAUCGGCGUCGUGCUCGAUGCCGCCGCCCGAGACCUCGCCAUGCUCAUCAUAGGGAGGAUUCUCCUCGGCAUGGGCGUCGGAUUCGCCAACCAGGCGGUUCCGUUGUUUCUGUCGGAGAUCGCGCCGGUGCGAAUCCGAGGCGCCCUCAACAUCCUCUUCCAGCUCGAUGUAACCAUCGGAAUCCUCGUCGCCAACAUCGUCAACUACUUUGCCUCGAACCUCCACCCGUGGGGGUGGCGGCUGUCCCUUGGCCUCGCCGGCGUGCCGGCCACGAUCCUGUGCUUGGGCUCCUUCCUCAUCACCGAGACGCCGACGAGCCUCAUCGAGCGCGAGAAGACGGAUGCAGGCUUGGCCAUGCUCAAGAAGAUCCGAGGAACAGAGAACGUGGAGCUGGAGUACCAGGAGAUCGCGCGGGCCUGUGAGAUGGCGCGGCAGGUGAAGCACCCGUUCCGGACGCUGAUGAAGCGGCACAGCCGCCCGCAGCUGGUCAUCGCCGUGCUGAUGCAGGUGUUCCAGCAGUUCACGGGCAUCAACGCCAUCAUGUUCUACUCGCCCGUCCUUUUCCAGACCAUCGGGUUCAAGAACGACGCCUCGUUGCUGUCUGCCGUCAUCACCGGCACCGUAAACACCCUAUCCACCGUCGUCUCCAUCGUCCUGGUGGACCGAGUCGGCCGGAGGAUGUUACUGCUCGAGGCCUGUGUUCAGAUGCUUCUCUCACAGGCUCUCAUCGGAAUCCUCCUGCAAGUGAAUCUGAAAUCAAACAACACGCUCCAUCAAGGAGUGGCAGUGCUGGUGGUGGUGCUGGUGUGCCUCUACGUGUCGAGUUUCGCAUGGUCAUGGGGGCCUCUCGGGUGGCUGAUACCCAGCGAGAUCUUCCCCUUGGAGACGAGGACGGCCGGCUUCGCCUUCGCCGUGAGCUCCAACAUGCUCUUCACCUUCCUCAUCGCGCAGGCCUUCCUCUCCAUGCUGUGCCACAUGCGGGCGGGCAUCUUCUUCUUCUUCGCGGCAUGGAUCGUGGUCAUGGGACUGUUCACCAUCUUCCUGCUGCCCGAGACGAAGAACGUCCCCAUCGACGAGAUGGUCGAGAUGGUGUGGAAGCAGCACUGGUACUGGAAAGGCUACAUGGACAAGGAGGAAGCCAAGGAAGACAAGGUUGACAUCAUUUAGGGUUGCUUCCUCGUUGCAAACUUCACCUUCUUCCUCACGCACGCACGUAGGCGACAUUUUCCAUCGAUGAUCUCAGUGUGCCAACACACUCAAGAUUGUUUCUUGAUUUCUUCUUUCCAAAACAAUGGUAUCUUUACAAGACAACAUUGAUUCUGUAGAAUCGCAAGAACGAUAAAUUCAAGAU